UUCCAGUCUUCGAAGGGGAUAAGACAAGCAUAGACAAUCAUAGUGGAUAACCUAAUAUGUCACAAAACAAAAUGCAAUGAGAGGUCUAAAAGAGAAGGGCCAUUUUCUGGCUUAGGAGAUCAAAAAAGCAGCAUUUGAGUUAGGGCUACUGAAGGAAGCAUAAGAAUCCAACAGGUGAGGAGAGCUUGGAAACCUAUGAUUUAUGAGGCAGGAAACAAAGGAAGUGCCCAUCCGGAGGACAGAAGGAGAGUCCCCUAGGGUCAAUUUCAUACACGGUUAUUGAAGGCCUGUUAUAUGUAAACUCGAUGCCUGGUGACGGACUGACAGACUCCCCUGGGAUCCCGAGGUCUGAGCCGUUGCUCAGCCGCCGUUGCCCUAUCAUCGCUCCCUUUCCCAUUCCCACUUCCAAUCACCUGCCUUCCAUUCUUCCCAGCCACCCCGAAAGCUGGAGAGGCGCCCCCGCCCCUCUCAGUACGCAGCACUGGCGAAGCUUCACCUCCUGGUUCCCGACAGGAGCGCGCCGUUGUCCGUGGCCCGGGCUCUGUCCGGCAGCUUCUGGGUGCCUUCGGCCCAUGGGCUCCGCUUCUCUCCCACCGCUGGCAAGGCCGGGGGACUGAGCACUCCGGGGGCUGGAGCGGAGGCGGUGGAGGCAGGCGUGGCAGCGUCAUCAGGGGCAUGGAGGAGCAGCUAGCCUUGGAGAAUGACUGCCUGCUUCCUUUGGAGAGACAAUUCCAUGAGGCAGCCAGACAGAACAAUGUUGGGAAGAUGAAAGAAUUGAUUGGAACUGGGGUCAAUAUCAGAGCUAAAAACAAUGUGGGCAGGUUGGCACUACACUGGGCUUCUGGAGCUGGGCAUGAGCAAGCUGUGAGACUACUCCUGGAGUACGAAGUGUCUGUGGAUGACAAGGACAUGUUUGGGAUGAAUGCACUGCUUCUCUCUGCCUGGUUUGGCCACCUACGGAUCCUACAGCUGCUAGUCAAUUCAGGGGCCAAGAUCAACUGUGAGGACAAGAACGGUCUGAACAUACUGCACUGUGCAGCCCAAAGAGGCCAUGUCCAUGUGCUGGAGUUUAUAAUGGAAGAUUUAGAGGAUGUGCCCCUUGAUCGAACUGAUAAGUUGGAUCGGACAGCUUUCCAUUUGGCGGCUGAGCAUGGACAGCUUGAUGCUCUGGAUUUCUUGAUUGGCUCCGGCUGCAACCACAGCAUCAAAGACAAGGAGGGAAACACGGCCCUUCAUUUGGCAGCCAAGAAUGGCCACUCUUUGGUGCUCCAGAGGAUCAUUGAGAUUGGACUGGAUCUAGAGGAGAAGAACGCAGAAGGCUUGACUGCACUGCAUAUGGCAACUGAGGAAGGCCACUUGGACUGUGUCCAGCUCCUGCUUCAGGCUGGCAGCAAGGUCAACGCCCAGACCCAGAAACAAAUGAAUUGCCUUCAUUACGCUGCUCUUCAUGGCUUUGAUGAUAUUGCUCAAGCUCUCAUUGAUGCUGGAAUUAGCACAGAUGCUGCAAAUCAGCAAAAUUCAUCUCCCAUCCACAUUGCGGUGUUGAACAAUUUUCCUUCCAUAGUCAGACUCCUUAUCGAGGCAGAAAUCGACCUGGAUGUCACCGACAAUAGGCAACAGACACCCCUCCACAUUGCUGCUGAGAACGCGAGACAAGACAUAGCAGAAAUGAUUCUCCUCGAAGGAGUGAACUUAAAUUUGACAGAUAAGCAAGGAAAAACAUCAUUGGAUGUCGCUGCUCGUGGCAACCACAUCUGCUUGGUAGAUAUGAUCAUAAAAGCAGAUCGGUUUUACAAAUGGGAGCAGGACAACCUCAGAACUGGGUCUGACUCUUGGGCUGUGAAACCCUUAACCUUUAAACAGGACCAUGGGCUGGAAACCCAGCAUAUUCGCUCAGUACUGUGGCACUUAGCCACCAAAUACCUCAAGCACAACGAUUGGAAGAAACUGGCGCAUCACUGGAAGUUUACUGAUGCACACAUUCGCGCUAUUGAACAGCAAUGGGCAGGCACUAAGAGCUAUCGGGAACAUGGCCACAGAAUGUUGCUUAUUUGGCUCCAUGGCGUAAUCAUGGCAGCUGAAAACCCAAACAAAGGACUAUAUGAAGGGCUUGUGGGAAUCGACAGAAGAGAUCUCGCUGAAAGCAUCAGAAAGAAAGUGAAUGCAGAUUCCAGUUCUUCCAAGAAGUGUAUAACAAUGUGACUUGACCUAGAGAGAGCUGGGUGGAGCAGCCCUCCAGAAAGUGACUCCCCUUUUAUGGCUCUGACACACUUCUCACUGAACCCAGAACCUCAAGAUCAGUGCCACAGAAGUCUCAUGCCAGUAACCUUUUCCCUAAAGGUCUGUGCAGGGGUUUGUUCCACAUCUCCUCUAAACUAGGAAACCAGUUACUGUAAAUGGGUGCAUGUACAACUUAUGGGAUACACUGGGCUUUGGAAUCACACAAAAUUGAUCGCUUUGGUUUUAUUACUAUAGCUUGUUUACCACUACAACUGUUAUUAUUUAUAAGCUGGUUUGUCUACUUUAUAAAGUUUGAAAGAAAGUUUGAAACACUUCUUGCUAAUUGCAACUCAAGAAUACUGCUUUCCUGAGUUUUGCUAAGAGGAUUGGCCAAGACAGGUUGUUAUGAGUUCUCAAGUGUUACUGAUAAUAAGUAGAAAAAAUUACAAUGGCCAUUUUGAAUCUACUAGGUCCAACAUUUUGUAAAAAUCAUAGUUGCACAGCUGAUUAAGAAUUUAAAAAUGUUUUCUGAAAAUUACACAUGACCAAGUUUUGCUUUAUUGCAUAAUAAUUUCAAAGAGAGAUUAAGAGGAUUACUUCUUAGAAAAAUAAAUGCACUGGCAACUAAUUAAACCUUUUUCAUUUGGCAAAAGCUGCCCAUUGGGAGAAAGGUACAGAAAAGAGAAAGAGACUCAAGAGUUUAGGACUUGAAAGAAUUUUCAGGGUUCUUCAAAGUUGUCAAAAUCUCCAUCUCCCUUUUAAUAAACAUGUGAAGAAACUGAUCCCAUGGCUAAUUAGCAAAACUGGGACUAAGAUUUAAGUCUGUUGAAUCCUCCAAGUCACGUGUAGUUCUGAGGAAUGUGUAUUCCCUUAAAUGCAGUUUUUCUGCCCUCCCUUACAAUAUAAAAAGAUCUCUGGGGCAAAAGGAGGAGGGCAAGCUGUGAUUUUCCUUGAGUGCUGGCUACUUAAUCACAUGUAGACAUUGAGUUCUCUGGGCAAUAUAUGUCAUCAGACAGAACCUAGAUCACAGGGGAUUUAGAUGGUUUAGUAAGAUGAUUUUUACAAACGAAGUUUUCUAAUUUUUUUAAGAGGAAAAAAUUAUUAAAUUGAUUGCGGAUUCUAUAAUAAAACUUUGAGUUGGACCAAGUGAA
Antechinus flavipes (yellow-footed antechinus) is the source of this 3371-nucleotide messenger RNA. RefSeq names its product ankyrin repeat and death domain containing 1A (gene ANKDD1A). Gene Ontology annotation, molecular function: protein binding. The transcript is spliced from 15 exons. The record is from RefSeq and is a predicted model, not a curated record. The coding region runs from base 676 to 2202 and encodes 508 amino acids. Lineage: Eukaryota; Metazoa; Chordata; Mammalia; Dasyuromorphia; Dasyuridae. Gene Ontology annotation, biological process: signal transduction.